Molecule: messenger RNA, 339 nt
Organism: Colletotrichum destructivum
Lineage: Eukaryota; Fungi; Ascomycota; Sordariomycetes; Glomerellales; Glomerellaceae
Exons: 1
Coding region: 1-339 (112 amino acids)
Source: RefSeq, a predicted model, not a curated record
AUGUCUGCGCUUUCCCUAGAGGAAACCAAUGAGGACAUCGUCACAUUACAAAUUCUCGAGGCGGCUGCUCAGGCUAGCUCACAUGACGACGUGGCGAGGUCCGACGCGUUAGUGAUCCAGGUCCUCUUGUUGGACGAUACCGGCAUGAACCAGGAGGCUGAUCUAUCACAGUCUCUUCAUUAUUUAGGCCACAACCCUGUCCUCGUUCUUCAACAUUUGGAUGAGAGACGGGUCGUGAGAUCACUGAUCGCCAACCACACACGUAGGGAAGCUCUCGUCGAAAGGUCGAAAGGUCGAAAGGGCCGUUUCCAGCUCCUCUCAGGGUAUCUCACAUUUUGA